UGCAAAUAAAUCACACUUGUCAGCAAAAUCACCCCCAAUCUCUGAAUCUCUCUUCUCUUUCUCUCUCUUACUAUCUAUCUAUUUCCAUAGCGUUAUAUGAUCGAAAACUUCAUCGUCGUUCCUCACUUCCGCCAUGGCUAGUGUUCGAUUCAAAUUCAGAAGCUCUGCAACCUUUGAUUCUGUUGAUAUUGGCGAACAAUCAUCAAUUUCAAUCCGCGAUCUCAAAUCCAAAAUCGUCUUGAAGAAGCACCUCAAUCUGUGUCAAGAUUUCGACCUCGUUUUUUCUGAUUCUAUCUCCGGCCAAGAGUAUAAGGAUGAAAACUUUCGAAUUCUGAGCGGUUCGAGUGUGAUUAUUAAGCGAGUGCCUGCGAAUUCUCUCAGGGAUUCUGACAUUUCACCAGGAUGCCUUGGGGUUAGGGACGUCAAAUGUGAUGUUGGAGUUGACUUGUGUCCACCUUCUCAUGCAAACUUAUCUGGCACUGGAGAAUUGAUAUUAAACAACAACGGGAAGAAGGAUUAUGUGAUUCCAAGAUGUUCUCAGGAGUUACUAGUAAAAUGUCAAAAGCUUGAGGCAGCUGAACCUGGCCAAUCCGCUCCGAAAGAUUCUAGUGCAAAUGAGGGAAGUACGCUAGUUAUGCCAAAGCCCAAAAUUGAGGAGAAAACAGAGUUGAAGAGAACUUAUCCUCCGAAACACUUAUACAUGGAGAACUGUGACAUGCCAUCCGAGCUGAAGUGUUCACUUUGCAGAACCUAUUUUAAAGAGGCUGUCAUGAUACCGUGUUGUCAACACAGCUUCUGCGGAAAAUGUAUUCGUGCAUCGUUGUCUGAGAAUACAAAAUGUCCUAUGUGUUCCUCCACCAAAUGCAAAGCAGAGGAUUUGCUGCCAAAUGUUUCACUUAGGCAAGCAAUUGAGAGUUUUCUUGAAUCCCAACUCUUACUGAAUGGCCCAGAAAAUGAGCUCCAUAGAUAUGCUCCAGAUGGUGAAUCUGGAAUUCAAGUAAGAGACAUUUCUUAUGCUACAACUACUCCACAAAAGCGUUUGCAAUUGAACCAAUCUGUAACUCGGAAAAGUUCAAACCAGAUAAUGCCAAGCAAGUUACAUGAUUAUGCUCAUCCUGCUGCUAAGCGUACUCCUGAUACAGUAGAAGAUUUCAGCGAAUUCGAAGGGGAAAAUGAGCCGCAAAAUAUGGCUGAAGCUAAUGAAGAAGUAGUUUCUUGGUCCAAGAAAAGGGUGGGAUUGCAUGUUACUGGAGGCGGAGAAAGGAAUUUUACAGCUGUUGGACGACCAAACAAGGGUCCUCGGACAUGCUUUAUGUGUGGGUCUCCAGAUCAUUUGGUUAGAGACUGCCCUGGUGCUGUUAACUGUAGCACAAGCAACUGGAAUGGUGUUGCCUCACUUCCUGGGGCAGUUUCAGGUUAUCCACCAACAUAUUGGCCUGGGAGUCAACCUUAUUCCAGGCCGUUUAUAAAUAUGUACGGAGGCCCUGGGAUGAUGUUUUAUAAUACCAACACAGCUCCCAUUUCACCGAUGGGAUUUCCUUCCUGUGCUCCAUCUAUGUAUGGUGGCUAUCCUGUUAGUGGAUAUAUGAACGUGGGAGGCAUAACACCACCCGUUGGAAAUUUUGCUCAGCAACCACAACCUGUAGAUUAUCUGGAGCUUCAGGGCUGUGCAAAACAGCAGAGUAAUUAUGAUGUUGAUAUGGAAAGAGGACGGAUGUUUGAUAGAGACCACAAUGCGAAUACCUACCCCGAUUCUGUGGAAAGAGGUCCAUUUAACUCUGGAGACAACUUUCCCAAGAGGUCAGAAGAGAAGCAUAGAAAUCGUGGCAAUUCAGAUGGUGAUAAUACAUACCCUAAUUGUAAUAGACAGGGGAAAACUGCUCGCCAUGUGGAGUGUGGAAGAGAUCUUAGGAUUUCUCAGUCAGAUAGAUCUUCUUCAGAAAAAGAUGUGCUUAAUAGCCAGAUUCGGACUAGGGAAGACAGGCAUGAGAAACUGCAUAAAACCUCUAGAAGAAAUGAUGAGAUAGGAGAGAAGCAUGGCCGUAAUUCUUCUCAGAAACAUUAUCAACCGAAAGAAGAAAGCAGUAAAAGGAAAAGGAUGGAGUAUGACGAAAGAAAAUCUGACCGACAUUCUCACAGCCGCUCCAGGUCUAGCUUGGAACCCAGUUAUUCUGGUGAUGUUUCAAGGCAACGGCGAGAAGAGUCCUGUCAUAGAUCCCGGAACUCGAAUAAAGUUGCAAAAUCCAAUGGUAAGGAGAUGCAUAAAGACCACCAUGGGAAGAUUAAAUAUUCAGAUGAUUAUGGAGAGGAUUGUCACAGUCAUAAACGAAAAAGAUUUCGUUAGGGCUGGCAACACAUGUCUUUUGAGAUCUAGUAGAGUGCUCGGCUUUGGAUUACUCAUCAUGAUUAACCUUUAUAUAUUCUUCUAACCCGCUUCAUUUUCUUAGCUUGAAGUUGGAUGCAAACAAAUGAGUUUUUAUCAAGAGGAGCACUGCUUGCACAGUUUAGAUAAUGGAUGAUCUUUAGUGAAGUGUCAUCUUUUACCAUGCGAUUCUCCAAGCUGGUUGAGGUAUGCUGCUAAGACAGUAUUGUAUUCAGGGUUUCUCCUCCAAGGACACUCUUGUCCGUCCGAGUACUUUGCAUUCAGGUAUGUAUUUGACAAUUGGUUCGGUUCAGCUCCCUCAUUUGCGAACUACCCAGCUCAAAGUCUUGUGGUAGGGGAAAAAGUGUGCAAAUAAUUCUGGAAACAAAAAGGAUGCUAUCAAGACUUUGCUUGCAGUGGUUGAUGGUCUGCUUGCAACUGUCUCUAUAAAAGGAAGAGUUGCUGUAAAGGAUAUACUUUUUUUUGGGAGAUUUGGAGGAAGAAAAGAAGCAGGAGAAAGGUAUUCAUUAGUGGAUGAAAGGAGGGUGUGAGGAGGAGGUUUUUCUAGCACAGGCUAUAAGUUAUAACCUGUGUCAAAUUCCCUCUUUAGGGUUCUUCAGGGAACUAAUUUAUAAUUUUCUUCAAGGUCUCAAGAGGGCUACUUAGCUCAUUAGCCUUUGAAACAUACAAGGUAGGAAGUACUUCUGUUAGGAUUGAUUCAAGAUUAUUUUGUAUUGGGUAUA
Spinacia oleracea (spinach) is the source of this 3105-nucleotide messenger RNA. RefSeq names its product E3 ubiquitin ligase PARAQUAT TOLERANCE 3. Gene Ontology annotation, molecular function: ubiquitin protein ligase activity; zinc ion binding; nucleic acid binding. Lineage: Eukaryota; Viridiplantae; Streptophyta; Magnoliopsida; Caryophyllales; Amaranthaceae. Gene Ontology annotation, biological process: ubiquitin-dependent protein catabolic process; mRNA processing; protein ubiquitination. The transcript is spliced from 16 exons. Gene Ontology annotation, cellular component: nucleus. The record is from RefSeq and is a predicted model, not a curated record. The coding region runs from base 134 to 2344 and encodes 736 amino acids.